Anolis carolinensis (green anole) is the source of this 3424-nucleotide messenger RNA. It is a transcript of the gene lrrc20, whose product is annotated as leucine rich repeat containing 20. Gene Ontology annotation, molecular function: protein binding. Lineage: Eukaryota; Metazoa; Chordata; Lepidosauria; Squamata; Anolidae. The transcript is spliced from 5 exons. The record is from RefSeq and is a predicted model, not a curated record. The coding region runs from base 378 to 923 and encodes 181 amino acids.
UUUCACUCCUGGGAUUGGCUCUGGAGAAGCUGCUUCUCCUUCCUAGGGUUGGUUUCCUCCAUCUCAAUUCCUUGCCGUCCCGCUCUUGGCUCCGGAAGGGAGAGGCAGCUGUUGCCGCCGCUCUUCAGCCAUGGCCAAGAGGAAGGCAGGCCUCCGAGGCUCCGCCUGACUCGCCCCGAGGCUCUGAGGCAAACAGCAAGGAAAGGCCUCAGCCGCCGUCGCGCUUUGGUUCUCGGUAAGAGCAGCGCCGCGCGACAGAAACCCAAGCCUGAAAAGAACGCGCGCGCUCAGCUAGAAGGCGCGUGCCCGCCGGCCAGCCUGACGCAUGCGGGCUCUAGCAAGUCCCUCAAAUUAUUCUAGUUGUCGGACAUUUCUGUAUGGAGAAAAAGAUGGGAGAAGCCGUUGCAAGAGUAGCCCGGAAAGUGAAUGAAACAGUUGAAAACAAAACAAAUUCCCUGGAUCUGGCAGACUGCAAACUGAUGACCUUCCCCAUUGCCCUUUACAAAGUUAUGAGGCACGUUACAGAAGGCAUUCAUCUCAUCACUCUGGCCAAUAAUGAGUUGAAGUCUGUGCCCAGCAAAUUUAUCACCACCUUUAGCCAGCUGAGAGAACUUAAUCUAGAAGGGAAUUUCAUUCAUCACCUUCCAGAAGAAGUCCGAAUGCUGUCACAUCUAAGGCUUAUCAACCUUUCUAGGAAUAAAUUCCAGCUGUUUCCAGAACAGCUGACCUCCUUGCAAGCUCUUGAAACAAUCAAUCUUGAAGAGAAUGAAAUUGAAGAUGUGCCUGUCGAGAAGCUUGCCUCCAUGGAGUCUCUCCAGAGUGUGAACCUGAAGUCAAACCCGUUAAACGAGGAAGUCCGGGUGAUUGCCAGGCCACUAAUUAAGUUUGAUCUCCUGACAUCUCCAUCCAUUCCUCAAGUCUGAAACAGGAUUGGCCUGGGGGAAGAGUGGUGGCUUAUCUUAGCUGUAAAAGGGAAGGGAAUGCUGUGUUUGCUGAGCUAGAGCACUGUAACUUUCUCAAAUGCCUGCAUGCAUUAGAUUUCAUGGGCUUUCAGAGCAGUGGGAAGCAGGUGUUUUUGUCAAAUGACAUGGGGAAUCUCUGCUGAACUGUGAAUGUCUACAAACAUAUAAUGUCUACAAAGAAAACUUGAUUACAACUUUGAUGGGCCAAAUAGCAGCUUCUCUGGCCAUGUCUUCCAGAGAAGCAACGAGGACAGAUGUGAAAUACUGUAAUCCCUCAAAACUAGAAGUCUAUGAUUUUGUCAUGAGUGACCAUUUGGAUGGGAUACUAAUUGGAAUGGUUUGCCUCUGAAGCUCAGGAAUAAAUUGCAGCAUCAGAUUGUGCUAUAUGAAAUGAAACGCAAGGUAUGAUAGAAACGUGACUAAUUGUUUCACUUGUUCCCUAUAAAAAAGAACAAGUACACAUUACAACCUUUCAGGCUUGCCACCUAAAGAUAAAGUCAGUAAAUUAUCCUUGACUUCAUUUUCGUGACAAGAGGAUGAGUUGGUUUGACAACACACAGCGAAAUCCAACAUCACUGUCUGAAAAAUAUUGUGAGCCUCAAGAAUGUUUGCUGACAUACCUUGGCUUGGAAGUUCUAUAAAGAUAUGAGUGCAAAUGUUGUUUUGUUGUCAUUCACCACCAAGUUCUCUGAAGUAAAUUCCUCUAAUGCAUUUUAUGAUGUUAUAGUACCAUGUAAAAUGAGAUGUGUUGUUGUUGCUAUUUGCCAUCAAGUUAACGUCAAUUUAUGGUGACACUCUGAAUGAAACACUUCCAAGAGCCCUCUUCAGAUCUUGGAAGCUCAGGAUUGUGGCUUUUUCAACGGAGUUGGUCCAUCUGUCAUGUCUUCCCACUGACUUCAUUUUAUUUUAAUUGUAAUGUUUUUUAAUGAAUCAUGUUGUCUUACUAUAGGCCUAAAGAAUGACAUCCUAAGUUUAGUCAUCUUGGCUCCUAGUGAGAAAAAUAAGACAUUACUAUUCAUGAAUCUUAUCUAUCCUCUUUAUAAACAGUCUUUUAGUGAUGCCUUUCUUAUAAUGAAGAUUCUUGUUUCUUGUUGACUCUCUUUGAAUGAGCAAGUACUUUGAUGAUUUUUAUUCUUCCUUAGUACUCCUGCUUUAUACUACUUUCUUAUUUUCUCUUUCUCUACUUUCUCAGUGGCAUGUCAGUCUGAAUCAUGUAUCUACUGAAAGCUUGAUUUAUUUUCAACUUUUGCAGCAAUUUCUUGAAAAAGACAAAAAUACCAGCGAAGGGGAUUAUGGAAUGAUUGCCAUGCAUUUUUACAUACAAUAUAUCCCACAUGAGAUCCUUGUCAUAGUAGAUCAGACCAUGUACUGGUAUUCUGAGAAGUGCUGCUGCUAAUGCCACCGUGCUGUUUUCCAGAGAAACAGAUUCUGCAUUCUCUUUGGAUGCUACAUCAAAAGGAGGAAGGGAGGAGGAGGAAAAAAAUUGAAUGUGGCAGUAUCUUUAACACUAACAGGUUUUUCUUUAAGCACAAGCAUAAACCCACAUCUUCAGAGGCGGAGUGAAGCUGUCCUUUGUGACUACAUUAGUAUAUACUAAUUCCAUUCCAUUGAGAGUGGAAAACCCCAAACCUUUCUGAAAUAAUGUAUAUGGAAAGAGGCUGUACUUUCAUGUAUUCAGAUUGUUUGCAUAGCUUUGCUCAUUUUUAUGCAUCUAUAAGAGACUUUGCAGCUUGCCGUGGAAAAAUACUAGAUUCAUCCUUAGUCUAUAGAGCAGCAACAAAGCUUGUGGAUGCACCCUAGGCUUUGCAUGUUUGUUGAUUUUAAGGAGCCCUUUAAAAGACUUGUGUGAACUCACAUCUUAGUUUUGAUUAACUGGUUCACAGUGGUUUGGAUGUGGUUUCACAACUUGGGAUUUCAUUGUUUUGUUCCCUCAGCAUCAUAGUAAUGAGAGUUUGUUGGAAACCAUUUUCUGCCCAGAGGCCACUGUCACUGUGUGAUUGACAGACAGUGGUGACUUGUUGCUUUGAUAAAUAAACAGACUCAGUGUCUGAAAUCCAAUAAUCUAAUACUAAAUUUACUGAAAUUGAUAGAAAAAAGUGCAAUCUUAUCCUUCACUUCAGGCAGGAAAAUGUCUUGGAACAGUGCUUCACUUCCCCCAAUGUGCAUGGAUGUCUUAGGAGAUUGACCAUCUCGCCUUAGAUUCACACAUUUCUUAUCUUCCCAUCCCACCCUACCAUGCCAUUGUUUUCCACUAGUGGACAUACAUGUAAGAAUUAACCAUUUCAGUUUUGUUAGAAGAACCUAGAACUUGAGGACUCUCCAUUAUCCACUCUGGGGUAACAUUUUCUUUUACAGUUAUACGAUCAGCAAUAUGUUUUGAAACAUUUUGAAGGAAGAUUGUAAGUCCUUGACUCUGAAACAUGAGAUGAAUGUAAAAUAAAAUUUACAGUGUUGUUCCUUGA